AUGGCGCGCUUCCGUGCUUACGCCAGCGACAGCAGCAGCGAUGAGGAAGAACCCCAACGCGCAGGAACAAGCAGCGCUUCAGGGCGACUACCGGACGAGCAGGAACGCGACGAGCAGCAUGAAUCUGAAUCAGACGAAGGAAGCCUCAGCAACCCGGGAGAGUCGUCAGGUUCCAGUUCAAGUUCUUCUGAUAUGGAUGAAGAUGAGCUAAUUGCUCCUCGAACCAUGAAAAGCGUCAAUUCAAGAGGGCACAACGCGCUUGUCGAGGAUAAAGACGGCGAAAUUCGCUAUGCACAUGAAGUUGAUGUCCGCGUCUCUCCACCUUCUACAAGAUCAUCUCCCCCUUCCAACCCGCGCCAACAUGUCAAUGGGAACCCCACAAUAAUACCAUGGGCACAACAGAUUGGGGUGGACGCGCAAAAGAUGCAUGUCAUGCAAACAUCCUUGUUUCGCAUGCCAGAGGCAGCUGCUCUCAGGGCGCUGAACCAGCCGACAAGACCACAACAAACAACUCGACAAAAUUUAGUUUUACCUGCACAGUCGUUAAAUCGGAAGCACAGUCGCGACUCUGACGGGGAUGGACUGCGGUUUGAUUCUCGGGAGCGGGCUUCAUUCGCUCACGACAUUGAACCACCUCUAUACCGUCCAUCACGAAAAUACGCUCGCGUCGAAAUAAACUCCUCCAUCGCGAAUGGCAAAGAAGGCAUUUACGUCGAUGCAGGUCUUGCUAUGGGUCGUUCUUUCCGCGUCGGUUGGGGGCCUGGCGGGACACUUCUACAUUUAGGCAGCAUCUGCGGUCCAUUGUCUACGUCAGCAAUAUCUGCCAAUUCGUCGGUAGUCACGCUCACCAAAAUCCUUUCUCCUCCCCCACCUAUCGCAGGAUCUUCUUCGGCUCUUGCAUCCAAGCUUCUUCAGCACCACUUAAGCCAUACCCCGAUAUUACCAGACGACGCAGGGGUACCAUUUGCAUAUCCGUCUCCCUCUCCCUCCUCUUCCUCGUCAUCUGAUCCAGCUUCAAGUCCGGAACCGCCGUCUUCCAACCCCUUGAGCUUUGACACAUUUGCUUCCCUCUUCCCUACGACAGAUUCCUCAAGUCCUGCUGCCUUGUUCCGGCUAGGAAGUGCAUUGUUUGAUCCCUUGAAUCUUCACCUUGGUCGACAACCUCCAGGGUCGGACACGACCUCUGGGACUGCAAUUACCCCCGACCUCAGAAAUCGAAUUACCCUGUUGAGAAGGAAGACCGCUCUCAGUAAAUGGCUCAAAGACUCUGUGAAACAGAGCGUAGAUCGAGAUCUCCGAGCCAAAGCUCAUGGGGCUUCCAGUACCAUCCCAUACACCCCAGCUGACACUGCUUUCACCCAUCUUACGGGACAUCAAGUGGAACAGGCCUGCAAUGCAGCGGCCGAUGGAGGCUACCUCAAACUCUCGACCCUUAUCAGUCAAGCUGGGGGUGAUGCCGUCUUCAAAGAGGAUGCUCGGUCGCAGGUGGAAAUCUGGAAAAACGAAAAGCUUACUCCAGGAAUAGGUGAACUGGGCGGCACACAUAAUGGACUGGUGGGGAAAGGCGUUUGGAAGGUUUACCGCCUUUUGGGAGGUCUUAUCGAUGACGAACCAGACGCGGCACGUAAUGGAGACGAUCUAUGUGCAGGUUUGGACUGGAAGCGAGUGUUUGGGCUUUAUCUAUGGUACGGCACCGACGUGGACGCCACCAUCGCCGAUAUAGUGAGAGCGUAUGAGCCCGCUGCUCAGACUGGUGUGGCGAGACCUCUCCCGACCUGGAUUCUGGAAGGGAAGCAUCCAAAGUUCACCUCUUCCUCUGUUGGCACUUCGCGGCUGGACACCACCUUCUCUUCUGCAUCCCGCGCAAAGGAACCUGACGACCCCUUGUUUGCUCUAAUCAAACUACAUGCGGACCCCGCACUGUCACUCUCGCACAUUCUCGACCCGUUAUCGUUCGCUCCUUCGGGAUUGGAUUGGGGCAUUGGAAUGUGUUGGCAUCUAUACGUGAUACUCUCCCGUGUGAUGCGAGUACGGGACUUUGUGGACAGAGGAGAUCCAGCAGUCCGUAAGUCCCGGAAGCGCAAGACAGAUAAGGGGCUUGUCAAUGGUUGGGGCAGCAGCGGGGGGGAGAGCGAGGAAGAAAACGAAGAGGAUGGUGACGUCGAGGGUCACAGUCCUACUGCCGAUUUGUUGGCUAGCAGCUACGCAUUCGAGCUGGAGAGCUGGGGUAUGAUCCAAGAGGCAGUAUUUGUGCUGCUUCACAUAGAGGGCAGUGUUGGGCGGGAAAAAGCCAUUAAAGCCCUUUUGGCACGCUCAGCUCCAAAAUUCGAUGAAUGGAUGACCAGGGGAAUCGUCGGAAGUUUGAAAAUUCCAAUGGCAUGGGUGGACGAAGCCAAGGCUAUGUAUGCGCUUGACCAAGGCGAUGUUUUCCGUGCCUAUGAGCUCUACACCUCUGCAGGGCUUUACAAUCUCGCGCACGAUGUUGCUGUUCUUGAACUCGCUCCAGAGGCCGUGAUAAGGCGAGAUUUGGGCUUACUCAAAACGUUGUUCGUACCAUUCGACAAGGAUGGCAGGCGAGAUAAAAUCGAUGGUUGGAUUGUUCGUGGCAAGGUGUUCCUGGACUACAUCCACAUUAUGACCCGACUUCCCGAGCUUUAUGAUCAGCUUGCAGAGGAAAGCGGGAGACACGGUGCAGUCCCUGAUGCUUCGCAGCAGGAUGAAAUUGAGGACUUGUCGCGGCGGGUACCAAGGCUAAUUGACAUCCUCCCCAAUGUGCUCCACGGGAGCCGGAAAAUGGACGACAGACACCCGGCUGCGUUGGAAGAAAUGGUGAACGGGCUGCUUGGCGUGGUAGAGAGGGCAAACCCGCUCAUCCUCUCUCAAAUCCAGCAACUGGGCACGGUGGAUGGAGCUGCCAAGAUAGGACUUGUUCGCGGGAUGGGACUUACUCGCUUUCUGCGGAGUGUUGGGGCCUAA
This is a messenger RNA of Laccaria bicolor S238N-H82, 2976 nucleotides long. RefSeq lists its product as uncharacterized. The transcript has 8 exons. The coding region runs from base 1 to 2976 and encodes 991 amino acids. The record is from RefSeq and is a predicted model, not a curated record. NCBI's taxonomy places the organism in Eukaryota, Fungi, Basidiomycota, Agaricomycetes, Agaricales, Hydnangiaceae.